Molecule: messenger RNA, 1523 nt
Organism: Balaenoptera acutorostrata (minke whale)
Lineage: Eukaryota; Metazoa; Chordata; Mammalia; Artiodactyla; Balaenopteridae
Gene: VSIG2
Product: V-set and immunoglobulin domain containing 2
Exons: 7
Coding region: 186-1523 (445 amino acids)
Source: RefSeq, a predicted model, not a curated record
CUGCCUCAGCAAGUGGUGAUAAAGGUGCCAAAGAAGGGAUCUCAGAGGAGUAACUUGAAGAGGGGCUGAGGGGCUCAGAAGGAACAAGACUCUGAAGGGGGUGGCAGGGUCUUGGCCUGGGGCUGGAGCUCACAGUGUGAGACCCCAAAGUGGUGACGUCAUUUGCCAGCUCCCAGGUUCUCAGAAUGCCUCCCUCUUCCUCCUGGGUCACUCCUUCCCUACAGAGCACCAGUUCUGAUCCCUCUCCUGCCCUGAGGUGCCCGCCCCAGGCCCAGCCCUUUCCCCAGGGCCUGACUGCUUCAGAAAUUGGGGGGAAGGGGACAAAAGAAGGGAGUAGGGCUAGAAUGAUUCCUGUCCUGGGGCCUGGAGGAGGGAGGCGCACUUCCUUACCUGAGGGCCAGGCCUCUCCCCUUGUUUGCUCUGAGAUAGCCAGUCUCGCUGGGGCCUGGCACCAGGAGGCUGCCCUGUGGGCACUCGCUACCUUCUCCCAGAGCCAGACACCCAGACGGACCGACAGCCGGCAGGACGCGGCCAUGGCCUGGCUCCCGGGGCCCUUCCUCUGCGGGGCCCUGCUGGCCUGGGUCUGCUUGAGUGCCCCCGGGCUGGCCGUGGAGGUGAAGGUGCCCACCGAGCCCCUGAGCGCGCCGGUGGGCAAGACCGCCGAGCUGACGUGCAGCUACAGCACAUCGGUGGGAGACAACUUCGCCCUGGAGUGGAGCUUCGUGCAGCCUGGGAGGCCCGUCUCCUCGUCCCAACCCAUCCUGUACUUCACCAAUGGCCAGCUGUAUCCAACUGGUUCUAAGGCAGAGAGGGCUAGCCUGCUUCAGAACCCCCCCACAGGAGGAGUGGCCACCCUGAAACUGACUGAUGUCCACCCCUCGGACACUGGAACCUACCUCUGCCAUGUUAACAACCCGCCAGAUUUCUACACCAAUGGGUUGGGGUUAAUCAACCUUACUGUGCUGGUGCCCCCCAAUAGCCCCUCGUGCAGUCAGAGUCGUCCAAGCUCCGUGGGGGGCUCUGCUGCAUUGAGAUGCAGCUCUUCCGAGGGAGCCCCCAGGCCAGUGUACAACUGGAUCCGCCUUGGAUCUUCUCCUACACCACCUCCUGGCAGCAUGGUGCAAGAUGAGGUGUCUGGCCGGCUCAUUCUCACCAAUCUCUCCCUGGCUUCCUCGGGCACCUACCGCUGUGUGGCCACCAACCAGAUGGGCAGUGCAUCCUGUGAGCUGACCCUCUCUGUGACCGACCCUUCCAAAGGCCGAGUGGCCGGGGCUGUGAUCGGGGUGCUGCUGGGCGUGCUCUUCCUGUCAGUUGCUGUGUUCUGCCUGAUAAGGUUCCAGAAAGACAGGAGGAAGAAGCCCAAGGAGACAUACAGGGGUAGUGACCUACGGGAGGAUGCCACCGCACCUGGGAUUUAUGAGCAAACUUCUGUGAGGGCCGAUUCUAACAAUGGGCUCCUGGAGAGGCCCCCGUCUGCCAGCACUGUGACGACCGCCAAGUCUAAGCUCCCUAUGGUUGUCUGA